AUGUCGCGGAAGACUGCAGUCCUUGUAGUGAGCCUCUCCCUCCUAUUCUCGUGCGUUACAGGUGCACCCCCUACCGUGAAGCUCGACGAUGCGACCGUCAUCGGUUUCAACGCCGGUCUCAAUGACCGUUUUCUAGGCAUCCCAUUUGCCAAACCUCCAGUCGGCGCUCUACGGUUGCAGCUUCCCCAGGCGAUUUUGCACUUCAGCGGAGUGAUCAACGCAACCAGCUUCGGCAACCAGUGCAUCCAACAAACCAUUAUCACGCCCAAUGUGCCCUCCAACUUCCCUCCCGAGGUCGAAGCGUUCAUAGCGCCCGCGGCGGCACCUCCGGACGCUCCUCAGAGCGAAGAUUGCGCGCUCAACAUCAACGUUAUCGUCCCUGCAGGUGCAAAACCUAGAGACAACUUCCCUGUGGCUGUAGUGAGAGGGUAUCAAGUUGGCUCCAACGCUGUACAACCUGGUGAAACCAUCGUGAAUCGAUCCAUCGAGCUCGGCCAACCCAUCAUCUUCGUUUCGAUGAACUACAGCGUACCACCAGCUUUCGGGUUCCUCGGCGGGAGCGAUAUUCAACAGGCUGGGUUGGGUAAUCUCGGUCUGCAAGACCAACGAGAAGCGUUGCGCUGGGUUCAGAAGCACAUUGCGGCCUUCGGGGGCGACCCAUCCAAAGUCACGAUCUUUGGCGAAAGUGCCGGAAGCCAAGCUGUUCUGUUCCAGAUGGUCACCAACGGCGGCGAUACCGAAGGUCUCUUCCGCGCGGGAUGGAUGGAAUCCGGCUCCGCCCUCCCGACAGACGAUUUUGAAAAUCUGCAGCCCACUUUUGACUUCAUCGUCAGCGAAACGGGAUGCGCAGAGCGAAAGAUAGCGAUCUCUGCUGCGAUGGAUAAGACGCCGACGUUCCUGUCGUUCCAGUUGCUCACAGGCAUUGAACACACCGUGGAUGCCGCAUGCGAUGGCGUGUUCUUGGAAGAUGGCCCCCAAAAGCUUGUCCUGGAUGGGAGCAUCGCAAACAUUCCUUUCGUCGUGGGGACACUGUUUUCCCUCGCACCUCUCAACAUUACAGGCUCAACUCGCAGCAUUCUCAAGUCAAAUUACUUCCCGACCGCCUCCGACGCCGACAUCCAGCGCCUUCUCGAGCUCUACCCCGCCGAUCCCGCCGCAGGCUCUCCGUUUGGCACAGGCGACGCGAACGCGUUCACGCCGGAGUACAAGCGCCUUGCUGCAUUCCAGGGCGACUUCAUCUUCCGUGCGCCUGCGCGCUUCCUACUCAACCAGCGCGCCAGCAAGCAGGUCGCCGCUCCUUCGCGUGACAAGAUCCCCGGGCUCGGCGCGACACACUCGACGGAGCUCGGCAACAUCUUUGGGGGCGGAGACUUGGCCGACUUCUUCGUCCGCUUCGUCAACACGCUCGACCCGAAGGCGACGGACACGUUCCGGAGGGAGGCGAUGGCGUUUGUAACGCAGCUUGGCCUCGCACACCCGCUGUGA
This is a messenger RNA of Epithele typhae, 1485 nucleotides long. Its product is annotated as carotenoid ester lipase precursor. The coding region runs from base 1 to 1485 and encodes 494 amino acids. The transcript is spliced from 15 exons. The record is from RefSeq and is a predicted model, not a curated record. NCBI's taxonomy places the organism in Eukaryota, Fungi, Basidiomycota, Agaricomycetes, Polyporales, Epitheliaceae.